This is a messenger RNA of Cooperia oncophora, 813 nucleotides long. Lineage: Eukaryota; Metazoa; Nematoda; Chromadorea; Rhabditida; Trichostrongylidae. The record is from the annotation of a GenBank genome assembly.
AUGAGAGAUUGGCUGUGGAUCCUGGCGAAAGUGAAGGACACUCCGUCCGUUCGGCGUGGAAUGACGCCCGCAGAAGAGGCCAGAAUCCGAAGAGAAGGGAUUAGGCUGAUAAUGGAAGUGGGAACUGGUGUGAGGGCCAAGGCCUGGCCCACCAUUGGAACUGCCUCGAUCUAUUUUCAUCGGUUCUAUAUGUUCCACUCGCUACAGGAAUUCCCACGUGAGAUGGUCGCCAUGGGCUGUUUAUUCCUUGCUGGUAAAGUUUCGGAAACUCCAAAAAAGUGCAAAGAUAUCGUGACUGCUGCUCAGAAUGUCUUCCCAACAGUUUAUGGAAACAAAAAUCGGAACACUUUCGUGGACGAAAUAAUGGGUAUCGAGCGUGUGCUGUUGCAGACUAUGAAAUUUGACCUCCAAGUUGAUUUGCCUUAUCAAUAUCUCAUUGAUUAUUCUAAGAAAUUCAAGCUCACUAAAACAGAGGUUGUCAACCUUCAGAUCAAUUCUCUUGUUCACACCUCAUGGACAUUUGUAAAUGAUAGCGCUUUUACGACAUUGUGCUUGAUAUGGGAGCCUCAGGUGAUCGCAGUAGCUCUUCUCCACCUUGCCAUCACCGUUCGUAAAGUCAACAUUGGCCUCCCAGAUUGUUGGUGGAAUGAAUACAUCGCGAAUUUGUCGAAUAGCCUCAUAGAUGACAUAUGCCAUAAGGUGCUCGACUUCUACUCCAUAUCCAAAGAAGAGAAAAUGGAUUUUAUGCCACCACGACCCUUUGUUCUCGGUCAAACCCCAAUUGUCCCUCCUAGCACUGGCACUUCUUCUUAA